AUGCACUCUGUGCCUGAUGUGAAGCCAGCUAUAGACAUGGACUGUGUCACUAACCAAGAUUCCCUGUACGUACCCAACUCUGUGACUGCAACACUGGAGGACCUGGAUUUAUGGAGGCAGUUCCACCAGGAAGGGACAGAGAUGAUCAUCACAAAGUCUGGCAGGCGGAUGUUCCCUCAAUGUAAGAUUCGACUCUAUGGGCUCCAUCCCUACACCAAAUAUGUGGUUCUGGUGGACUUUGUCCCUCUAGACAGCUGCAGAUAUAAGUGGAACAAGAACCAGUGGGAGGCAGCAGGUAAAGCAGAGCCACACCCUCCAUGCAGGACGUAUGUUCACCCUGACUCUCCAGCCCCUGGUGCCCACUGGAUGAAGGAUGCAAUCGGCUUCCAAAAACUAAAACUGACCAACAACACUUUGGACCAACAUGGACAUAUAAUUUUGCAUUCAAUGCAUCGAUACAAACCUCGGUUCCACAUAAUUCAGUCUGAUGAUGUGUACAACACCCGAUGGGGACUCCUGCAGGUAUUCAGCUUUCCAGAGACUGAGUUUACAGCAGUCACCGCCUAUCAAAAUGACAAGAUCACAAAACUGAAAAUUGAUCACAACCCUUUUGCCAAGGGAUUCAGAGAACAGGAAAGAGGCCACAAGAGGGAUGACAUGUUGAAACUUCUGCCACAGAGUCCAGGCAAGCGUCAGAAAAGGAAGAAAUGGGAGGACAGUCCUGAACCAGAGGAUGAAGAACGCUCUAAAAUUGCUCGUGUUAAGGAAGAGCCUGGUGUGAUGCCGGCAGAGGUAUAUUCACAAUGGGUUGCAGACCAGGACGGAGCUCUUGGUUUACAUCCCAACUCUCCAGAUUUGACACAGUCGCCACACCAGGAGCAGCAGGUUCCGUCCUCUUCAUCCAGCUUUUUAUAUAGAAGCCCACAGAGAAGAUGUCCUCAACCCCUUCCAGGCUCCUUGGAUGCUUGUGAGGCAGCAGCUAGACGUCUCACACCUGAUGUUGCUACAGUGCCAGAGUCCGAUGUGUGUCAACUUCAAGUAUUUCCUCAGCAUUCUGUACAGGAGCGCACCAGUGGAAUGAACUUCCCAAUGGACACCCCUACACGGCAGACACUGCGUGGGCCUAUGUACAGUCCAUAUGCCACUGACCAGUGGAUGGUUCCCACACAGGGGCAGUAUCGGCCCAUGGGCUACUCCUACCCAACAGACUUUAGUGCCCAGGGACCUGUGAGUCACCCACACAAUGGGAUGUCAGACUGGAGCCAGUAUUCUCUGUUCCCUUACACUUGCUGGUAA
Molecule: messenger RNA, 1296 nt
Organism: Nanorana parkeri
Lineage: Eukaryota; Metazoa; Chordata; Amphibia; Anura; Dicroglossidae
Product: T-box protein VegT-like
Exons: 9
Coding region: 1-1296 (431 amino acids)
Biological process (GO): positive regulation of DNA-templated transcription; cell fate specification; regulation of transcription by RNA polymerase II
Cellular component (GO): nucleus
Molecular function (GO): DNA-binding transcription factor activity, RNA polymerase II-specific; RNA polymerase II cis-regulatory region sequence-specific DNA binding
Source: RefSeq, a predicted model, not a curated record